AUGGCGGAACCGCUCGUCUUCAGAGUAGGUAAACUUGUGGAUGAUUUCCCAGAGGCUGCAGAAUUAUGGGGUGCUGGCGACACCGACCUGGAGGAUACCUUUUCCUAUCUUCAAAGUAUAGUGCCCGAUGCGGAAAAGCGGGUCCUCAGCGACCAGAGCGACAAGGACAUCGAACAAUGGCUGGAGGAUCUCAAAGAUGCUUUCUAUGAGGCGGAGGACUUACUCGAAGAAUGGAGCAUUGACGUCAUGCCAUUACAAGAAUCGCCGAGCAAAGACGAGAAGUUGAAGCAGGUAAUUCCCUCCUCCUCUUCGCCUUCUGAAAAACCUGAUUUAAGGCUGGAGAUGAGCACCCGUGCGAAGGAAAUCAGGAAGAGACUAGAAGCCAUCGCUGCAGAAGGGACGGAUUUGGGCUUGCGAGAGUGCGCGGUGGUUGUGCGUGUAGAGAGAAGAGAGCGGUUGGACGCCUUUGUGUGCGAUGAGGAGAUUAUAGGGAGAGAAGAUGCUAAAAGCGUAAUUUUGAAGUUCUUGCUAGAUUCUAAAACUGAUGAUCAAAUUCCCGUCCUUUCAAUAUGGGGUGACGAUGGGGUUGGAAAGACUGCUCUCGCUCGAUGUCUAUACGAAGAUGACAUGGUCAAGAAGCAUUUUGAUUUAAGGAUUUGGGUUAACGGCUUCGGUAAUCUCGAAGGGGAAUUGCGAAAGAUCAGAGGAAGAGAGACAACAGGGAGAGAAGAUGACGUGUUGCGGUUGCAAAGAUAUCUCCUAGUUAUUGACGAUCUCCAGGAUGAGGAUCGUGGACAAUGGGGGAGCUUGAAAAGUUUAUUGAUGGGAGGUGCCCGAGGAAGCAAGAUUCUGAUAACUACACGCGAUCGCGGUAUUGAGAAGCUGCCGAGUUCUAUUUGUGAGUUGAAGCACCUGACAUUUCUAGAUCUCUCUGAAAAUGAAGGAAUCAUAAGGCUUCCUGAUUCUGUGACAAGAUUGGAAACCUUGCAAGUACUUAAACUCAAUAUGUGUUACAAGCUAAUAGAAUUGCCUGAAGAUUUUAGAAAAUUGGUCAACCUACGGCAACUUGAGAUAAGCGAUUGUAGUGCCCUAUCUCAUAUGCCACAAGGGUUGGGCCAGUUGACUCUUUUGCACACUCUAACAGAUUUCCUUCUGCCCAGGAAUGAUUCUUGUCCACAGAAUCACAGUGGGCUUGGGGAGUUAAACAAGUCAAGCAAUUUGAGGGAAGCCUCAGAAUUGAAGUGA
This is a messenger RNA of Eucalyptus grandis, 1245 nucleotides long. RefSeq names its product putative disease resistance protein RGA3. The transcript is spliced from 2 exons. Gene Ontology annotation, molecular function: ADP binding. Gene Ontology annotation, biological process: defense response to fungus. The record is from RefSeq and is a predicted model, not a curated record. The coding region runs from base 1 to 1245 and encodes 414 amino acids. NCBI's taxonomy places the organism in Eukaryota, Viridiplantae, Streptophyta, Magnoliopsida, Myrtales, Myrtaceae.